Ophidiomyces ophidiicola is the source of this 1734-nucleotide messenger RNA. RefSeq lists its product as uncharacterized. Gene Ontology annotation, molecular function: peptidase activity. Lineage: Eukaryota; Fungi; Ascomycota; Eurotiomycetes; Onygenales; Onygenaceae. Gene Ontology annotation, biological process: protein modification by small protein removal. Bases 1 to 1734 code for a protein of 577 amino acids. The transcript is spliced from 4 exons. The record is from RefSeq and is a predicted model, not a curated record.
AUGGAUGUGACAUUAUAUAUCUACGAUUUGUCAAAUGGCCUCGCCCGAACUCUAUCGCUUCCAAUUUCUGGGACACAGAUAGACGCAAUAUACCAUACGUCCCUUGUAUUUGGUGGUGUUGAGUACUAUUUUGGUAGGGGAAUUCAACAAGCUGCUCCUGGAACAACACAUCAUGGUCAGCCAAUGGAGACCCUUUCGCUCGGCAGGUCAGAACUUCCGCUAGAGGUGAUUAUUGAGUAUAUGGACUCUUUAUCAAAAACAUAUACCGAAGAUUCCUACGAUCUGUUCUUACGGAACUGUAAUAACUUCACACACGAUUUAGCUAUGUUCCUCGUUGGAAAAGGAAUUCCGGAGCAUAUCAGGAAUCUACCAGAUCAAUUCCUAAGCUCUCCACUUGGCCAGAUGAUGAAACCGUAUAUUGACAAUUUGCUUCGCGGUCCAGCGCAAGACCUACCAGCACAACCAAGUCAACCAAUAACUUCGCUAAUACCGCACGCUACAGCCUCAGCUCAUGUGAACCGAGUUCACAACGUGACAACCCUCGAGGCCGUUGAUAAUCUUCUCUUUCAGGCUCAAUAUUCAUGUGCUGUGAUAUUUUUCACCUCUUCCACAUGCCCACCUUGUAAAAUUGUCUAUCCAGCUUAUGACCAGCUGGCCGAAGAAGCUGGAGAGAAAGCUAUACUUAUUAAAGUGGACAUUAACCAAGCCCUCGAUGUUUCAUCAAAGUAUAAUAUCAGAGCCACUCCGACAUUCAUAACAUUUUUGAAAGGGCAAAAAGACAAUCAAUGGAGCGGUGCUGAUGAGAGCCAGCUUCGAGGUAAUGUUCGAAUGCUGAUCCAAGUAGCUUGGCCUCCACAUGCGCAUAAUAACCUGUCGCUUCCAAGCCUACAGCGAAUGAUUGAUUUUUACAUUACUUAUCAAAAGACCCCGCCAUUAGAUAAGCUUCUUUUAAAAGUUGGCCCCGUUGGUGAUGACCCUGUACUCGCAGAAUUGGUUACCUUUUUAAAAAGAGAUGUUACAGCUGACUCUGCGAGACCGCCCUUGCCUGAUUUACCACGACUGGCUAGUUUCAUUCAAACCAAGUUUUCCGAUUUACCCUUAGAUAUCCAUUUCGCCAUAAUAGAUUUGGUCAGAACUGCCUUUUGUGAUGCGAGAGUGAGCGGGUUUUUUGCAGAGGAAACGGGCCAUCGCACUCUAUUGGCAUUGCUUGCUAGAGCAAAGACACCCCAGACUGCUCCUUACAACCACCAGCUUGUAAUGGCGCAAUUGAUGUGCAACAUAUUUACGACACAGCUCUAUCCGGACAAGUUUCUUUCAUCUGACACGCUCCGCGAGACGUGUAUUAACUUUGCAACCACAUGCCUACUAGACUCGCAUGGAAAUCUUCGCGUUGCCGCAGCUUCUUUUAUUUACAAUUUAGCAGCCCUGAAUCACAACGAACGGCUACAAGACCGUCCCGAUAAGCUACCAGAAGCAGUUCAGGUAGAACUAGUUGCAUCACUCAUUGAAGCUAUACGGAACGAAUCUGAGAGCCUAGAAAACUUGCGUGGUUUACUUCUGUCGCUAGGCCUCCUGGCGUAUUGUGCCCCAAUGAACGGGGAAGUGCUCGAUUUGUGUCGCGCAAUGGAAGCGGGGACUAUUGUGCUAGAGAAAGCUAAUGUCAAUGGGUUUUCCGGGGAACAGCUUAUACGACAAGUUGGAGAAGAGCUCUUGGGUAAUGGAUUAAAGUCAUGA